UCAGUUUGCCGCCACCGGCUGACAAGUGACAGCUCCGCGAUCGAAAUUCAAAUCAUAUUUUUCGUAAACUUUUUAAUUUUUUCUUUGGAUCAGUUCGGCUGAUCGUCUCCGCGUUGAAGCGCCAUCGAGGUUCUUUUUUAGCAACAACCUUGGAGGUUGUUGCUUAGAAGUUCAUAAAAGCUUUGAGAAUUACGCUAUUACGGGGAGCACCGGGUGAGUCCGGCGCGACUGUCAGUGCCGGGCGAGACGGAGUAGUGAGGCUCUGUGCCAGGUGCCGCGGGCGGCCCGCGCCGCGCUGCUGGCGCCGCGCGCUCAACGUAGACCCGCCUUGGCUGCGCCGCGCCAUCGCCCGCUGACGCCCGCCACACGCCGCCACCUGACAGUUGUGGACUGACGCUACCUGCCCCCACAAGGGCGCCGACGAUACCUGACACCGCCUCCGUUUGCACGAAACUAGCCUCACUGAUUGGGAAUCGACGCAUUCUGGAAAACAUGAAGGUUGUAGAUGAAGAACGCAUCCGCGUGAUGGAGGGCCCCUGGAGCCCUACGGACGUGAUCCGCCAGAUCGUGGAGGAGGGCUCGCAGGAGGACCCCUUCUACGUGAUGGACCUCGGCGAGGUGGUCGCGAGGUACCACCGCUGGAAGGAGCUCAUGCCCAGGGUCGAGCCCUUCUACGCGGUGAAAUGCAACGACGAGAAGUUACUGCUGACGACGCUGGCCGCGCUGGGCGCCGGCUUCGACUGCGCGUCCAAGGCGGAGAUUGAGCUCGUCACCUCCAUCGGAGUCAAACCCGACCGCAUAAUAUUCGCGAAUCCCGCGAAGCUGUCGUCCCACAUCCGCUACGCCAGCAGCGUGCGCGUGCGCACCAUGACCUUCGACUCCGAGACCGAGCUGCUGAAGAUCAAGCAGCACAUGCCCACUGCCCAGCUGUUGAUCCGCAUCCGCUGCGACGCUGCGUCGGCGCAGUGUCCGCUGGGCCUGAAGUUCGGCUGCGACGCCGCGCUGGAGGCGCCGCGGCUGCUCAAGCUGGCCGCUGUGCUCGGGCUGGAGGUGAUCGGUGUGUCGUUCCACGUGGGCUCCGGCGCCGCGGAGACGGCGGUGUACUCGCGCGCCAUACAGCUGGCGAAGGCGCUGUUCCUGUUCGGGGGCUCCGUGGGGCUCCGCAUGCAGCUGCUGGACAUCGGCGGCGGCUUCCCGGGGCACAGCGGCUCCAGCAUCGACGAGGUGGCACGCGUGAUCAACAGCGCGCUGGAGUGUCAGUUCCCGGAGCGCGGGCCCGGCGUGCGCGUGGUGGCGGAGCCCGGCCGCUACUUCGCUGCGGCCGCCUACACGCUCGCCACCAUGGUGCACGCCAAGCGGGAGGUGAUAUCGAAGGAGGGCGACGAUGACUCGCACACGAUGUACUUUGUGAACGACGGAGUCUAUGGCUCCUUCAACUGCGUGCUCUAUGACCAUCAGCAAGUCGCCUGCGAACUUCUGCAGCCGUCCUCCGAACCGGCUGUGCCGUCGUCAGUGUGGGGCCCGUCGUGCGACGGUCUGGACUGCAUCCUCCCCCGCACGCCUCUGCCCCCCCUCGCGACGGGCAGCUGGCUGCUGUGGCGCGACAUGGGCGCCUACACCAUCCCCGUCGCUUCGCCCUUCAACGGGUUCCCCGUGCCCAGGGUCCGCGCCGUGGUCGACCACCGCCUGUGGUCUGUCCUCCGCGACCUAUGGCCGCUUACGGAGUCCCACUUCGUAGUCGGGUCGACGAUGCGAGGCCCGCAGUCCCCGCCCCCCGCAGCGCCCGCUAGCCCCGCCCCCGCCCCCGCCCCCGCCCCCGCUAGCCCCGCCCCCGCCAGCCCCGCCCUGCUGGAGUCGCUGGAGCCGCACUCGCAUCUCCGCACUGCGGUGUUCGUGGAGUGCGCGCUCAAGUGACCGCCAGCGGCUUGAACGCCUCGUGGAAAAUGCGCGAUUUGAUUUGUAUUUUCUACAAGUCACGUCAAGUGACCCCAAAUUGUGGCAAGUGUUUCAAAUACAACAUAUGCAAUAGUUAUGAGUGUUGAAACUAUGCGAUGACUAAACUGAAAAUUUUGAAAAUUAUCUUGUGAAGACCUAAAGCUGUAAUGAGCGAAACUGAUGUGUUGUCUGUAAAUUCUGUGGGUUGAAAAUAAGAGGUAAAAAUCAUUUAACUACAGCCUGUCAAGAAAGUGAAGAAACGAGACGACUGUCUCGUGUUGGCUGGCGACACUGGUUUAUCGACCAAUCUUGACCAUUAUAUUAGUUAUUGCGAAGGCAAAAAAAAUGUUGAAAAUCGGUUUUCUUCAUUUUCUUUGACAAUAGACUGUCAUAAUCAUUGAUUGUUGAUUGAAAUAUAAAAGUGCAUGGAAACCAUUGGCAUGUUCUGGAUAAUAUAAUAAUGUUAACCAGCACGCCGACCACCUGUUCUAAUAUACACAAUGAAAUGCUUUUCUCAAAAUGUAAGGAAUUUAACAUAGAAUAUACAGAAUGCAAUUUUGGGGAAAGUUGAGAUAUUUUGUGGAGGAUAUGUUAUCAUACGCGCAUUUUUCUCGCGAGUUUCAAUUAUUAACAAUCAAGACUUGAAGAAGACAGAAGAUUUUGAUUAUUCUGUUGUGUUAUAAAAAUGUCUAGAUUGUUAAUUUUUUUUGUGGACGUAUUCCCAUACAAAGUGAUUUGAAGAAUGAAUAUUAUUUGUGAGUAAAUGUAUUUAAUCUAAUAAAUAAUUACGUAUACAUUUAUUGUAUGGGAAUAUGUUUCAUUUGACUUAUGUUUUUUUAUACAAUUUUGACUUUGUUUCUUUAUAUUGAUUGAGAAAUUAUUAUUUUUUAUAUACUAGACAAUUAUUAACAAUUUUUGUAAAACAAUGAUUUUAACUAUUUCAUGUGCUAAUAGAAAAUAAUUCAUUAUGGACUUUGCAAUGUUAAACUUUUAUAUAUUGUAUAUCUUUGAGUAGAUAUGUGUAAUUUUAUAGAAUUUUCUCCGCUACUAACAGAAUAUCAUGUUUUUUGUAAUGAACCAAUUAAGUUGGUUUUAAGCCUUAUUACAUUGUGCAUAAGGUCUCUAAUGGCACCACAUCUGCGUUUAAAUGAACUGCCGAAUUGUAUUUACUUGAAUCAUUUCACAUGAUCAUAAAGCUCGUGUCUAGAGUAGCGUACAUUCCUUUGUGUAAAACUAUCGAUGUAAAGGAUUUCUCAAUGUAUCACUAGAUGGGUUUCGCGGAAUAUUUGUAGCAAAUGCUUUUCGAAUACAUUUAUUGGAUGUA
Molecule: messenger RNA, 3259 nt
Organism: Plodia interpunctella (Indianmeal moth)
Lineage: Eukaryota; Metazoa; Arthropoda; Insecta; Lepidoptera; Pyralidae
Product: ornithine decarboxylase 1-like
Exons: 12
Coding region: 493-1914 (473 amino acids)
Cellular component (GO): cytoplasm
Molecular function (GO): ornithine decarboxylase activity
Source: RefSeq, a predicted model, not a curated record